This is a messenger RNA of Erpetoichthys calabaricus (reedfish), 5125 nucleotides long. It is a transcript of the gene ell2, whose product is annotated as elongation factor for RNA polymerase II 2. The transcript is spliced from 12 exons. Lineage: Eukaryota; Metazoa; Chordata; Cladistia; Polypteriformes; Polypteridae. Gene Ontology annotation, molecular function: cis-regulatory region sequence-specific DNA binding. Gene Ontology annotation, biological process: transcription elongation by RNA polymerase II; positive regulation of transcription elongation by RNA polymerase II; snRNA transcription by RNA polymerase II. Gene Ontology annotation, cellular component: transcription elongation factor complex. Bases 36 to 1946 code for a protein of 636 amino acids. The record is from RefSeq and is a predicted model, not a curated record.
UAAGUACGUCAGCGGGUUGAUUGGGGGAGCUGAAGAUGGCGGCGCUGAGUGAGGAUGGCAGGUAUGGGUUGUCUUGUGGGAAAGUAAACCCUGGCAAAAUAUCAGUGCUUCAUGUAAAAUUGACAGAGACGGCUUAUAGGACAUUGGAGUUAUAUAAGUCGUGCAAGAAUGCAUCUGCCUCCCAGCCAACAAUUAAGUUUAAUGGACUACAAGGGCAUAUUAAAAUUCCAAGGAACGAUGGAUCCAGUGAAGUGCACAAUUUUAAUUUUUACUUGUCCAGUGUUGGCAAAGAUAAUCCUCAGGGAAGCUUUGACUGCAUUCAACAGUAUGAAUCACGCUUGGGAGUGCCUCAACUCGACUUCCAGGGUAUUAUACAAGAUAAAAUAACAAUAUGUGCCACAAAUGACUCCUAUCAGAUGACUCGGGAACGAAUGACACAAGCAGAAGAAGAAACUCGUAGCAGGAGUACCAAAGUUAUUAAGCCUGGUGGACGAUUUGUAGGUAAAACGGUUCAGAUAAGAAAACCAGCACCAGGAGCCCAGGAUCCUGCCCCUGAAAGAAAACGUUCAACUCCUAUUAACCCUGCAAAUACUUUAAGAAAGAACAAUUCAAAUACAGCUAUUUCUCAACGUCCUUAUAGGGAAAGGGUGAUUCACCUUUUGGCUUUGAAACCAUUCAAGAAACCUGAACUGCUGGCUCGCUUACAAAAAGAUGGAGUUAGUCAAAAAGACAAGAAUUCUCUUGGACCCAUCCUUCAGCAGGUAGCUAACUUAAACCCCAGAGACAACUCCUAUACACUUAAGGAAUUUGUGUACAAAGAUAUUCAGAAAGACUGGCCUGGCUAUUCAGAAGAAGAUAGAAAUCAGCUAGAACAUACAGUUUCUCGUAAAGCAUGUUUGUCACAGAACUCGAUCAACACUCAAUCAGAAACCUUUCCUCCGAGUCCACCGAAGGACACUGUUCCUUCAUCUCCACAGAAACGUCGUUUGGAUUGCGAUUUUAUCGACCCCCUAUUGCCAAAGAAAGCCCGUAUUUCUCAUCUUCAGAAUCGUGUUCAGCCCUCUCUUAGUGAUCAUUCAGCAUCAGCUGAGGAAAAACCUUCAGUCGCUGCCUUUCCAGCUCCUCCACCUUUACCAGCUCACCUCCCACCCCCAUCACAUCUUCCUGUGUCUAAUCCACCAGUUCCUGCAAACUCAAAUUCUAAUUCCCCAAGUACUCCUGAGGGCCGUGGAACACAAGAUCUCCCAGUGGACAGUUGCAGCCAGAACAGAACCGCUUAUGAGGACCAGCAGGAAGAAUUCAUUUCUCGGACUUCUUUGAAUGACCCUGCUCCUCGUCGAGUUUUGGUUCCAGCUGAUGGCUCAAAACAAGCCUCUGAAACUGAUAGCUCCUCGCAUACCAAGAAGGCAAAAAAGAAAUCUAAAAAGCAUAAGGAAAAAGAGCGGGAGCACGAUAAACAUAAAAGUGACAAUGGUGAGAAUUCCAAAAAUAGACACACAGAAGCAAAAGAGGACCAGACCAAUCAAAUGGAUAAAACUAAAAUCUCCAGGAGAGAAGAGAAUACAGCCUCUGCUGAGCUGUCGUCAACGACCGAAAUGCCUGAUUACGUAAUGAAAUACACUGCAAUUAUUAACAUGGAUCAAAGACAAACUUACAAGGAUGAUUUUAAUGCAGAGUAUGAUGAAUACAGAAAUCUGCAUGCAAGAGUGGAGAAUGUUACUCGACGGUUUGCAAAACUUGAUGCUGAACGCAAACGGUUGCCUCCAGGCUCCAAGGAGUAUCAGACUAUUCAUGAAGAAGUAUUGCAAGAAUAUAAGAAAAUCAAAAUGAACAGUCCCAAGUACCAUGAAGAAAAAUAUAGAUGCGAGUAUCUCCACAACAAACUGGCUCACAUUAAGAGACUAAUAGCAGAAUAUGACCAAGCAAGAUCAAAAUCCUGGCAUUAGCCCUGUACAGCUGUUCUGCAGAAACAUUGACUCCUCCAGAAAAUUGUGAAUAAAAACCUAUUUAUUUUAAUAUAAAAUUCCAUUAACUUGCAUUAGAAUUGAGACUUUGUAAAGACAAUUCAAAGGUUAGUUUCUUGUAACCAGAGAUGAAUUGUUUUUUGCUAGUUUCCUUACUUUUGCAGUUUUUGUUUGUAUACUUGUUUCUUUUUGCCCAACCUCAAUUAAUUCCCUUUUCCCUUCUCUUACUUGCAAAUGGCUAUUUCUGCAAAUAGCGUAUUUCUUUAGGGAUCUUGUGGCCAAGAUAUAUGUAUGCAUGAUGAGACUGUAACACUGAUAAACUCUUUAAUAGGUGACAAAAAGUAUUGAAAAGAUCCAUAAAGUCUGCCAUGCCCAGCUGUAUCUUAGUAAUGUAAUCCCUUUGCCUUAAGGUGUAGGAGGAAAAUUAAGCAUUUUGCACAAAAAAUGUAAAAAUAAAAAAUGUUUUACAGGUGCUGACUCUGAAUAAGUGAGGAGACACAUUUAGUGUUGCACAGUCAGCCCCUCUUAGCAAGCGAUGCCUUAAGGUGUUUGCAGUUUUGUUUUUUUUUAAUAAUCCACACUCUAGUUAUACCAAUAUAUAUUGUUUCCAAGGCAAUUGAUCCUUGAGAAGCAUGCAGGGGCCUACCUAGUGUGCAAGAGACAGAUGCGUGUAUGCAACAAGGAGUGAAUGAGUGUAUGAUAUUUUAAAUUGAGAAACCUAACUAUCUACUGAAGCUGCUACUUAUAGUAGGCCCAGGCACUCAGGAUAAAACUGAUGAGUGGUGGAGUUGUUUUUCCUGUAAACUUAUAACUUCCUAUAUGGAAGCAAGCAUUUCCAGUUUUCAGCUUUAUUAACUAAAAUUGAAAGUUGAUUACAAAAUAAAGAUCUAUAGUUUUGCGCAAAGUAUAAUAUGUAGGAGACAUAUUUGUGUAUUGCUAUAUUAUUUUUGGAAAGAAACUAUACAAAGAUUUUGUCAACCUACAUGAACUUUAUUUAAAAUGUAUUGUAAAUGUUCCUGAUUUUUCAGGAAUUUAAGAGCAAAUGUAUUGAAUUAAAAUAUACUGUGAUCAUUGAACAGCACAAAUUUUCAUGCUAUCUUUCCUGUAUACUUUUUUUUUUUAAUUUAAUUGGAAUCAGUUAAUUUCUGUGGGAACAUUAGUAUUAGAGUGGCUGUUUAAACAUUAUGAAACACAUUUUGGGGGUGAGGGCACAUAAAUGCUGCCAGUAGAAAAGGGAAGCAAGCAAGUAUGUUUACAGAACAGAGUAUUGAGAUCAUUGCCAAAAUCCUGUACUUGGGUUCAAAUGCACAAAUAUUACCAGCUCCAGUAUACAGUACUAUAAACCAGACUUUGCAUAAAGCUUUUUUGUUUUUUUUUUUAUAACAAGCAGUAUAGUCUAUUCAAAAGACUUCUCAAAAAUGUGCAUCAUGUUGGUUUUUUUUUUUUUUUCAGCUUGUUGUUAGCCUUCAAACAGUCAAAGGAUAAUUGUUUAGUGUUCUUUUGGCCCCCUCAUUUAGUUGUUUUACUGUAGCUCACUCUGCUUUAAAAAUGUUUGCUUCAUUAGUUUCUAAUUAAACCCCUGUGUGCUCAGAGCAAGCACACUCUUUAUAUACUUUAAUUGAUUUCUCUGUGUCAAGGAAAAAAUCUGAAACAUUAUGAAGCUGCUGAGCUUCAUAAAUGCUAAAUAUUAGCAUUUACUCAUUUUUGUGUUGUGUAUAUAAGAGAUGUUAAACCUGAUUAAUCUAGUGCCUAAGAUCAUGAUGUUUCAGCCUAGUGUCAGUUAAAAUAAUUAGUAAGACACAGUAUUGCAUGCUUUUUUUUCUCUUUUUUUAUUUUAGCAAUGCUGCUUGCACAAUUCUGGCCUAUUACGGCACUGUAAACUGGAGGUGGAGAGGUAUUGUUAUAUUUUUAAUACCAGAUGUUUAUCAGCAUUAAGGACCACACAAAAGUGUUCAGACUGGUGUAGGCAUCACUGACUUUUAAUAUGGGAAUAUUUGUAUACUGGCAAAGAUCCAGAAAGAGGUUGGAUACCACUGAACAUUAUUGUCUGGUCCUGAAGCUGGAUGAUUGCUUCCUUUUUCUGUGCCUGUGACCUUGAGUAUAUUUUUGGUUCUAAAUGCAUAACAGUAUCAAUAACUGGACACUAAUUAUGCAGUGAUGUUUAUAUACUUUGAUUUUGUAAUUGUGUUAAAUGUCCCUUAUGUUCAACUAAAUGUCAUUUUGAACCUUCAGAAUGUUCCCAGCUCUCUAGGUCUGCGUCAUUUCUGAGCUGAGGCUCAAGCUUGCAAGUGACACAAUUAUUCUGCCACUACCAAAUGAUGGUUUUACAGAGGUUUCUUUUUUUAAAGUAAUUUGGGAAAUGAAAUAAGGAAUACCAGAAAUAAAGUAUUUAAGCAGCACUUUGAAGUUGCAUUUAUUUGCAGGAGUAAUGAUGCAGGAUAACUUGAUUUUAACAUUUUGGAGCAUAUCUAGGCAUUGACUACAAAUCAUAUUUUCGGUUUAAAAUUUCUAGCAUUCCGCUUUGAAAGAAAUCAAGAAAUGGUCCCUGCUUGGUUUUUUUUGUUUUUUUUUGUUUUUUUUUCCUGUCGUUACUUACCUGGGUCUAGUCAUUGUUUAUACUGAUUUGCCUUAGUUAGCAUUUCUUUCAAAAGUGUAGAGCAUUGAUCAUGGCAACAAUCUCUGAAUUUAAACAUGCAAGUGCAUGUUAUGUUUAGACACUUAACCAACUGGUUCAGCACAUUCGUGAUGAAACAACAUGAACCCGGAUAGCUUCAUCACAUUUGAUAUUCAUGUUGACAUUUUACAGCUUAUUUCUGAAUCAUUGAUAGUCAAAGCAAACCAAACAAAGUCAGCACUAUUCAAAGUUCAUCUCAAAUUCUGAAAAAAGCUUUCAGCUUCAGAAUGUAGCAGGUAUUGUUUUUUUGUUUUGUUUUUUUUUUUUUUUUAAACAAGUGACUGUGAAUGACGGGGUAACUUGACAUUUGAUGUUAUCUUGCAUGUAUAUUUGCGAUAGAGCUGGAAUUGUCUUAAUGUAAAGAAGGAGCUUUUUGGGAACAUCUGAUCUAGAAAUUUGAUCUGCAGCCACAGAAUGUCUUCACGCUGAUUUCACCCUUCAGUGUAUUUACUGCCACAGUCCAAUAAAUUGUCAACUUUGCACAUCA